CUGGUGCACGCUUCCAGAACAGUCGUUGCGGCAGCCAACUUCUCUCAGUGUUUGAACAACAUCGUUCUGAAUGCAAUUUCUACCCAAGACUUGUAUGGUUUACUCAACAAUACCGGAUAUCCUGUGUCGAAUGUUUCUGAUGCAACAGCGAUCACCUACUUGAUGUGUAAAUCCUGGUGCGGAACUGGACAAGAAGGUUUUCAGUGGCCUGAAUUUUCGCAAGAAUUCAGUGCAUGGCUGCUGCCAAAUAUUGCACUGAUUUCACAGCUCCCCUUUGGCGCACAGUACAGGCUUGAUAAUCUCAUGUCUGCUGUGUUAACUGUUGGUUCACCGACACUUGCUGGUUACUCUCUAUUCCUCACCCUCCUCAACUCUCGCUGGAUCGCCUACCAGUUUGACUCGCUGAACUAUCAUCCCAAUUCACACUUCGUGCUCUCCAUCUUGAGCGGUCUUCAGCAAGUCCCUCUCAGACUGCAUCCUGAUCACGAACGCUUGCCAUCUCUCAUCCUUCUGGAAAAUAACUGGUGGAAGUGUCUUGCUGAAUUUGUGGACUACACCCAUAUGUGGUCAAUUGCGUCUGCAACCUCCAUUGCAUGGGUCAUUAUCGCCUAUAUCCUGACUGUUGCCAACUCACCAUCGAAUGAAGCAGACUUCCAAUCCAACGGAGAGGCCACUGGCUCAUUGUGGUUGUGGUUGAUUCCAAUAGUCGUCGGAUGGUUGCAGCUCUCCCCGAAAUACGACUUCAAUCGCUUACAAGCUGCAUAUGACCAUGCAGACAGGCACAACAUGCACACAGGAACAGCAGACGUCCGUGUUGGGGCACUUUCGGCAUCAUCCCAGAGAGCGUUGGCAAUAACUGCUAAAGAGGAUGAUGUGAUGUCUCCAGACGAACUCCUCACCCCUUCGGUGUUCAAUUACUCACGUUUAUUGCGAUGGGCAUCUACAGUGGAGACUAUCUUCAUGGACGCAGAGGCAUCGGAGAAGGCCUAUAGCCAUCUUCCCGUGUGCGGGAUGCCAGUGUAUUGCGCGGAACCUAAUGGGGUGCAGAUUGUAUGCAGCCAUUGGGCACCUGGCGUGUUCACAAGAAUGUUUUUCGCUUCCUGCGCUUCGCUAGGAUUACAAUGGGGAACAGUUGGGGCAGCACUUGUGGUGGCAUGGUUCACUCCUACAACAAAAAUUGGGUGUCGAUUUAUGGGCUAUCUCAUUUACGGGGCCAUUUUGACUUUGAUUUGGAUGAUGCUCCUGGUGUCCAGUAUCCUCGCCCAGUAUUCCGCCGCUGACCGCCACCGAGUAUCGCUAUCCACACAUGUUGCCCUAGUGUCUUCACAUGUCCUGCGGUGGACGGGCAAAUUGCUCGCCAUAGUAAACUUUUUCCUGGUGAUCUUGGCGUGCGUAUUCCAGUACUCCAACUUUUACGAUAGGUGUUUCUGCAAUUCCAGCGUAUUUAGCAGGGGAGGCGCAGCGUAUGAUGUGAUUAUUGAAACCACAGCCAAUAAUGGUGCCUGGAUUGGUGCCCUUGUCUUAGCGUGCGUGUCAGCAUCAGCUUUCCUUGGUAUCCUGAAUCUUUUGUUGGACACUCUACCAUCGUAGACAAUUAGGAGGAGUAGGUUAU
Molecule: messenger RNA, 1612 nt
Organism: Suillus fuscotomentosus
Lineage: Eukaryota; Fungi; Basidiomycota; Agaricomycetes; Boletales; Suillaceae
Exons: 4
Source: RefSeq, a predicted model, not a curated record